AUCUACUUUUUGAAAAAUAUUUUUAUGAAUUAGGAAACAUAUUAUAGGAUAUUUUUAUACAGUAUUAUAGAUACAGUAGUCUCUAAACAUAUAAUCAAUAAUAACUUUGAUUUAACGGCAAAUUUUUUAUUAGUGCAAAAAUUAGUGCAAAUAUUCUCUACGAAAUGGUUACCGAAGUGGAAGAUUUGACUACCAUUACUGCUGAUAAUGUCACGACAACUGAAGUCAAAAAUAAAAGACCGGAAAGAAAAAGUGGGAAUUAUAUUAUGGAUGUCAUCAAUAAGUCAAAUACAGUUCAUAUAGUGUUUUCAAUGAAAGAAGAAGUGGGUGCACUGGCAGAUGCUCUUCAGAUAUUUAAGGAUAACGGUGUAAAUCUGUACCGAAUUGAGUCCCGUUCCUCAAAACGAUUUAAAGAUGACUACGAAUUUUUAGUGGAGUGUUGUGGUGGCAAUAGUCUUAACAGUGCAUUGGAUCAAAUUAAACCAUUGGCACACUAUUUGCAGGUCAUAUCGCGUGACCAAACUUUAACCGAUUCAACUGUUCCCUGGUUUCCCAAUCGUAUCAGAGAUUUAGACCGAUUUGCUAAUCACAUACUAUCGUAUGGAUCGGAAUUAGAUGCCGACCAUCCCGGAUUUAAAGAUGAAAAAUAUAGGGUUCGGCGUAAAUAUUUUGCAGAUCUGGCCUAUAAUUACAAACAUGGUCAGCGCCUCCCACACAUUGACUAUACUGAUGAAGAAACUGCUACCUGGGCUAUAGUAUUCAGUAAUUUGACAAAACUCUAUGAGACACACGCCUGUCGUGAACACAAUCAUAUUUUUCCGCUAAUGAUUGCAAACUGUGGUUAUAGAGAGGAUAAUAUACCUCAACUGGAAGACGUGUCCAACUUUUUAAAAGAUUGUACCGGUUUUAUACUGAGACCAGUGGCCGGUCUAUUGAGUUCUCGUGACUUUUUGGCCGGACUUGCCUUUCGAGUGUUUCAUACGACUCAAUAUAUACGACACCCGUCGAUGCCGUUGUACACACCAGAGCCGGACAUUUGUCACGAGUUGUUAGGUCACGCACCACUUUUUGCAGAUCCAAGUUUUGCCAAUUUUUCACAAGAGAUUGGUUUGGCCUCAUUGGGUGCGCCCGAUGACUACAUUGAAAAGUUGGCCACUUGUUAUUGGUUUACCGUUGAGUAUGGUCUGUGCAAACAAAACGGACAAAUUAAGGCUUACGGCGCUGGACUUCUAUCCGGUUAUGGUGAACUAGAAUAUUGUUUAAGUGGUAAACCAGAUAUCAGGCCAUUUGAUCCAUACGUGACGUGCAAUCAAAAGUAUCCCAUCACUCAAUACCAACCCAUCUAUUUCCUAUCCGAGAGCUUUGAAGACGCCCAACAAAAGUUAAGGGACUUUGCACAAUCAAUUCCCCGAUCGUUUACAGUGCGAUACAAUCCAUAUACUCAAGGUCUUGAAAUAAUCAACUCUAAUGUUCAAUUGGAAACUAUGGCUCGCAAUAUACAAAGUGAAGUACAGCUUCUGGUGGAUGCUAUGAAAAAAAUUCAUUAAACACUAUAUAAAGAAAAAAACUAAUAACAGUAUUAUAUAAUAA
Molecule: messenger RNA, 1590 nt
Organism: Oppia nitens
Lineage: Eukaryota; Metazoa; Arthropoda; Arachnida; Sarcoptiformes; Oppiidae
Product: protein henna-like
Exons: 9
Coding region: 165-1547 (460 amino acids)
Biological process (GO): L-tyrosine biosynthetic process; L-phenylalanine catabolic process
Molecular function (GO): phenylalanine 4-monooxygenase activity; iron ion binding
Source: RefSeq, a predicted model, not a curated record